Molecule: messenger RNA, 366 nt
Organism: Clonostachys rhizophaga
Lineage: Eukaryota; Fungi; Ascomycota; Sordariomycetes; Hypocreales; Bionectriaceae
Source: the annotation of a GenBank genome assembly
AUGUCCCCAGCCCAGGAUUUCCAAACGCCCAUUCAGCAUUUUGUCAAUGCCCAGAGCACAUUCCAAAUACCGCAGAUCGGGGAGUCAAACGCCUACCUCGGUGAUAUUUGCGGCACACAAUCGGACGGAGAGAAUUUAUCUUGUGGCUUCUUCCGCAUGACGCGCGGUGAAUCACUUACUGGCAAAUACCCGUACAAUGAGACGUUGAUCAUUCUCGAUGGGACCUUUGAACUGGUCGACGGCACUGGAAACAAGUCGUCUGCUAAGAAGGGCGAUGUAUACUUUUUCCCAGAAAGCAGUAUGGUGACAUUUAGCACAUCUGAUGAAGGAAUGGCUUUCUACGCUGUCCAGCGAAAGAGGAAGUGA